This is a messenger RNA of Raphanus sativus (radish), 606 nucleotides long. RefSeq lists its product as uncharacterized. The coding region runs from base 116 to 415 and encodes 99 amino acids. The transcript has 2 exons. The record is from RefSeq and is a predicted model, not a curated record. Lineage: Eukaryota; Viridiplantae; Streptophyta; Magnoliopsida; Brassicales; Brassicaceae.
UAUAAUCUAUAGCCACCUUAAUCCUUUCCCAAUUCAAGAUCUUGUCUCUUUCUUCUCUUUCUCUAGGUCUCCUUAAAAACAAGAUCACAAAAUUCUGAAUCUACAGAGAAAAGAAAUGCUGACAACAACUCUUAGUGGCAACUAUGGCUUCCCUCUGUGCAUCUCUGGGAUCGCUCAGCAGUUAUCUGUCUCUAAACAAAUGGCAGAUCAUGACAAGAGAAGGAAGGGGAUGAAGAAGAGAAGGAGAUCAGAUGAGUUCAGGUCCUUCAGGAGCCAAGGUGAAGAAGAAAUGGGUGUGGAGAGAGACCUAUGGCUUCAAGAGAUGAGAGAGAGUGAAGAUGUUAGAGAACUAUUUGCUUUAUUUCAAGAUCUAGGCUCAUGGAGUUUUUCUUCUUACACAGCUAAAGCUGCUUAGUGUUUAAACUCAAACUCUCGCUUAGAUCUCAUUUUGAGUUCUGCAUGUUUCUUGUAAAACUGAAGAUCAGAUCAAAAAUCCUUAAAAACAUUCCUGGUUGUUUUCAGUGUUGUUUUACACGUCUAUUCUGUCGUUUGUGUGAUGUUUUGCUGCCUCUUUUGGCUUUAUCCUAUAAUUUUGGUUUCUUGCUC